GGACUUCUUCCCGAUGAAUGUGAUGGCAGAGUGUGAGGCUGAAGUUGAACUACCUCAGAGGCGUCUUGGCGUCAAGGAACAGCCAAAUGGAGAGCUGGCAGACUCAGAGCUGUCUGUGGAUGAGAGGGAACAGAGGGACAGUGAGGAGCAUGACAAUCUGGUAUUAUGGAAGAAACCUCUGCUCACACUCCACUUCUUCACUCUGGAACUGCUCAUCACUCUUAAGGAGUGGCUUUGGAGGCUCUGGCAGCAAAGACAGACAGUGUUUGGCCUGCUGAUCCUGCUUAUCCUCCUCUCCAUUGCCUACUGUAUUGAAGGAACACACCAGAAGUAUGUGCGCUACAUGGAGAAGAAGACGCUGUGGUGCGCCUACUGGGUCGGCCUGGGCAUCCUCUCCUCGGUGGGUCUUGGCACUGGCCUGCACACCUUCCUCCUUUACCUGGGACCACACAUAGCAUCAGUGACCUUGGCAGCCUAUGAAUGUGGCUCAGUGGAUUUCCCCGAACCUCCCUAUCCAGACCAAAUAGUCUGUCCCCAGCAGAGCGCACCAGCAACAAGCUCUGAUGCGGAGCAGGUGGGCGUGGAGGCCACAGGGGCGGACGGGUUGGUGGAGUCAGCUGUCAUCCAGGGAAGCAUCUCUCUGUGGACCAUCAUGUCCAAAGUCCGCCUGGAAGCUUGCAUGUGGGGUGCAGGCACAGCCAUAGGAGAACUUCCUCCUUACUUCAUGGCCCGAGCGGCACGUCUGUCCGGCACCGACCCCGACGACGAGGACUACCAGAGGUUCGAGGAGAUUCUGGACCAGGGCGAGUCCGCACAGGACUUUGCCACCCGGGCAAAAGUAGCCGUGCAGAAACUCAUCCAUAGGGUUGGAUUCUUUGGGAUUUUAGCCUGCGCUUCUAUUCCAAAUCCCUUGUUUGACCUGGCAGGAAUAACAUGCGGACAUUUUUUGGUUCCCUUCUGGACUUUUUUUGGUGCAACACUCAUUGGGAAAGCAGUCAUCAAAAUGCACAUUCAGAAACUGUUUGUGAUCGUCACCUUCAGCAGGCACAUAGUGGAGCAGAUGGUCUCCCUCAUCGGAGCUGUUCCACUGCUGGGUGCGGCACUGCAGAAGCCCUUCAGGGAGUACUUGGAGGCCCAGAGGGCCAAGCUGCACCAUCACGCCGGAGAGGGGAUCCCGACUGAGGAGAGCUGGCUGUCGUGGCUCUUUGAGAAGGUUGUGGUCAUCAUGGUAUGCUUCUUUGUCUGCUCCAUUGUCAACUCCAUGGCCCAGAGCUACGGCAAGCGCAAGCAGCAAGAGAAGAGCAAAACGGAGUGAAGGCCAACUUCAGAAGCUCCUUCGCUCAUCUCAGCUGUCCCUCCCGGCUCAUUAUCCGAAGCAAAAUAUCAGCUUUCUCUCCUGUUUAUUGUGUGUUUACGCUGAACUGGGACUUCCAUUUACUUGCUUUUUCUGAAGGCUUUUGCAUUUGGUAGUGAUUUCCGCGAUUUUGCUUUGUGAGGUAGGUGCUUGUUGGAGUGCGUGUGAGCUUGUAGUGUUGUUUCGUGUUGGUGCUUUUAGCAGCUCCACGUGAGAAGAAGCUGCUGGCAAUAGUUCUCCUUAGUGAGGCCUUAAGCUGCACUGUCAAAGGACCUUAAAGUAUUACAUGUCCGUAGAGUCACUUCAAUUGAAUAAGCUAGUUAAUUUUGAAGUUACUUGCUCAAUAACCUGAUUAUUUAUUAUCUCUAUUAGCUGGUUUAUUAAUAAGAUUGUAUUUAUUACUGUACUGGUACUGUCGGCUGUGGUUAGGUAAGACUGUAAAUGACUGUUUGCUCCUUAUUUCUACAUUAUAGAGCUCUAAGUCAGUUGUUGUAGAGAUGUUAAUGAGUGUGCUGUGAGAUGACCACUUCUUUUGUGCGCACAGUAAAGCUCGUCAAGGUACUUUUGGAUGAGAAAUGAUAAAUCGGCCAUGAAUCACCCCUGCUGGUCCCUUUGUCUGCCCGUAUUGUUCUGCUUCCAGGAAGAGAGCACAUGAGUCAGCCCGGGGCUACUUUACCAGAUGCAGCCAUAUAUUGAAUCAGAUCUGUGUGUGUGUGUGUGUGUGUGUGAGUGUGAGUGUGAGACGGAGAGGGAUAGUAGGUUGCGUGGCUGCCACAUUUGUUGCUCUCCCUUUUUAUCUUUUAUGGAUUAAAGCCACUAAUAGACUCGCCUGGGAGUCUCAGUGAAGCAGGUAGUAGCCUUAACUUCUCUGUGUCGUGUCUUUCUUUGUCUUCACUUGAGCUUUUUUUUUUUUUUUUAUCCUUGUGUUUUUUACCUCAGCAAGCUCACGUUUGACAUCUCCUGAAACAAAACAUUUUAUAUGAUCGUUUCGGAUAACGUCAGCUGGCUCUCGGUAUACGCAGCACCUUCUUUCUUUUCUUUUUUUUCAGAGAAAUGUGCUAUUUUCUUCUCCCUCGUCUGUACUGCCGCUGUGCUACGCUGGACUGAGCACAGUGGGCGCUAGAGCAGGCACAAGCAGGAGCGAGAGAGAGAGAGAGAGAGAGAGAGAGAGAGAGGAGGGAAAAAAAAAAACCUCAAGCGCACAGUGAAAAGCGUCUGUGCCGUUACCUCAGCUGAACCUUCGGAUGAACUCGUUGCACUGGCCCAGUCACGGAGCCAGGAGACGAAUCACUCGAGUAGAUUCAAAACAGAGGGGUACUGUUGAGCGGGCUGAACCCUGCGCUCUGCACCAGCUCUAGUCAGAACACUCACAUCUCCUCUUUUCUCCUGUCAUGGUAAGUCGGACUAGGAUUUUUUUUUUUUUUUUUUUUUUUUUUUUUUUUUUUUUUUUCUCCUCAUCGUUGUGUACAUACGUCUCAGGCAUGUCCGUCACUCUCUCGGCCUGUCAGAUAGCUUAUCAGACUGGUGUUGGCUGUUAAGAUUGCAAGGCGACAACAGUCUGUAGGCUGUCUGACAUUUCGGGCUCUUUCAUCUGACCAGCAUCCUGUUUUGUCCUCCUUUUCUGUUACUGUCAUUGUCUCGGUUAGCAUCAGUUCCCAUUUAGAGGUGUGUGUGUGUGUGUGUGUGUGUGUGUGUGUGUGCAGCAAUGUCACUUCCCUUUAUCCCAACCGCUUGUGAAACGUCAGAAACCUAUUGUUUAUUUCCUCCACGCUGACGUGGGUGAGGGUUUUAAUGUGGUUUUUAUGUGGAGGGAACUGUGUUUUCGCAUGUUUGCAAAUGCAGAUGUAGUGAUGUCAAUGGUGUACUUCUGCGUCUGUGUACGUGUGAGUUGGCUCUUGAAUUUCCAGAGAAUCCAGACAGUACACACCUUAUUGCAACACAUCACAUUGUGACACCCAGUCCUAGGUAUGGUACACGCAGUGCUCACCCAGCUCUCCCCUUCCCUUUUACACUUCCCUCUUCUCUGUUACUGAGAACUUUCUUCUAUUGCUCAAUAUGCACUUUUUUUUUUUUUUUUUUUUGCAGGAGGCUGUGCUUUAUUGGAACAACUCUCUAGAGGGGGUGUUUUUUCUAAGGGCCACAAAUUGGUAAUUAUACAAAGCUGAAAAUCAUUGCUUGACCAGCGGAUACUUUUGCCGCAAAGCCUCAGUUUUAUUUUAGAUUUUUUUUUUUUUUUUGUCUAGAACUUUUUCCUGGUCAUAAAAGCAAAAUCAUUGGAUAACACUGGAAUGGCUCGCUGGCUUACAGAGUGUUUUUCUUGGCAGUCUCAGGAUGUCCUGUUCCAUAAGGGAGCCCCCUUUUGGCAUGCCUGUCUGAAUGUGUGUGUGCAUGUUUGUCUAGAAACUCUGUUUGUAUUUCGAUGUGUAAGUGCCUCUAUUUCUUGUCUAAUAGAUGUCUGUACCUGCGGGGUUAUUUUAAAGGUAUGUAUGUUUUUCAUCUGCUUUCACUAUAAAUAAAGUCUGUGGGAAAAAAAAAAGA
This is a messenger RNA of Epinephelus moara (kelp grouper), 3892 nucleotides long. RefSeq names its product vacuole membrane protein 1-like. Bases 14 to 1315 code for a protein of 433 amino acids. NCBI's taxonomy places the organism in Eukaryota, Metazoa, Chordata, Actinopteri, Perciformes, Serranidae. The transcript is spliced from 11 exons. The record is from RefSeq and is a predicted model, not a curated record.